AUGAGAAGAAAUUUAAACGCGUAACAUCAUUAACAAUCACAUUAAAGCACAGAAAGAAAAACUUCAACUUGUUUUUUGUUUUGGCCUAACAAAUAAGAAGAAAACUAUUUAUACACAAAACGUUGGAAGCAACAGGGGGCAGGAAGGGCGGUGGAAAAGAAUCCGUCCAAUAUGAAGAUGUGGGUAACCAUAUGCGAUGCUGAUUCUUUUUCUGUGAUCCAAACUGCUUCAUUCAUAUCCCUCUGAUUUUUUCAGACAUGAAAAUUUUCAUCAGUGCCAGCGAAGUCACGUUCAGCUUGUACCCUUUUGGACAAAGUUAACUUUUUUUUUACCGUUAUGAAGUUGGAGAACCCAACAAAAAGGGGUUCAGGAAGAUCCACUUGUUUCUAUGGUCAUUAUUAGGGGCAUAGUAAAGGCCACGUUUGAGUUUUCGUGCUAGUUUAUCACUGUAGAAAAAACGGGCUUUUGGCUUGUGGGUGUUUAUUUGAAACCUUUCUUAUGUGCUGAUCGAUGGUUAACUGGGUCAAAGAUUGGAUCUUCUCUAACUUGAGCGUGGUGAGUGGAGAACCGAAAGUGCGAUGAGUUUGUAGUGUUCUUCUGCAGAGAUCCGAGUGUAUGGAGCCUCCUACGGGGUUUUGUGCUUCUUUGUGGAGUUUCGUCCGAUUCCUUCCUUAUUUCAUUGGGCUUCUGCUUCUGGGCAGCAUCAAAGGUAUCCUUUUCUGCCCUUUGAUAUGCGUAAUAAUUGCAACUGGGAACACUGCUAUCAUACUUGUACUUUGGACAGUGCAUGCAGUUUGGACAUAUUAUUGCGUUCUGAGAGCUAAACAAUUAGGGCCACUUCUGAAGAUUGUUAUCUGCCUGUGUGUACUACCAGUGCUGUUGGUUUUGUGCCCGGCUUUUGGUAUUCUUGGAAGCUUUCUAGGUGGAGCAGCCUAUGGAUUUCUUUCACCCAUAUUUGCUACUUUUGAAGCUGUAGAGGAAGGAAAAGAUGACAAGCUUUACCACUGUUUCAUUGAUGGUACUUGGAGCACUGUUGAAAAGUCUUGCAUGGUUGUAAGGGAUGUAAAAGACGUUGCUUUCCAUUCAUACUUCUCGGUUAUGGAUGACCUGCUACAGAGAGGACCUCCAAAUGCAAAAUAUUAUGAGAUCAGGCUGUUUUAUAUUCCUGGUGCUUUAAUAGCUGCAGUUAUUGGAAUUGUGGUUGAUGUGCCAAUUAUAUCAUUUGUUGCCCUAUGCAAAGGUCCAUACAUGCUUUUUAAGGGGUGGCAUAGACUGUUUCAUGACCUCAUUGGCCGUGAAGGCCCUUUCCUGGAGACAAUAUGUGUGCCUCUGGCAGGUCUUGCUAUCCUUCUCUGGCCAUUGGCUGUGGGCGGGGCAGUUCUGGCAUCCAUAUUAGCAAGUUUCUUUCUUGGUGCAUAUGCAGGGAUUAUUGCUUAUCAGGUCAGUCCUCAUAUUUUUUCUCUACUGAGAUGUACUAUACUACUAUUGUUAUUAUAGCUGUUAGAAAUAGUG
This is a messenger RNA of Vigna umbellata (rice bean), 1512 nucleotides long. NCBI's taxonomy places the organism in Eukaryota, Viridiplantae, Streptophyta, Magnoliopsida, Fabales, Fabaceae. The record is from RefSeq and is a predicted model, not a curated record.